Messenger RNA from Trichoderma asperellum CBS 433.97, 2774 nucleotides. RefSeq lists its product as uncharacterized. The record is from RefSeq and is a predicted model, not a curated record. Lineage: Eukaryota; Fungi; Ascomycota; Sordariomycetes; Hypocreales; Hypocreaceae.
CGAUCAUUGUCGUCGCAAUUUCGUAGAGAACGGCCAAAGCAUGCGUCUUCCGCGUUGUGUUAGAGGCCACGGCAGGUUGCCAGUUUCAUUGACUCUGCAUUCACGGCACGACAUACUAGGGGACAGGCUCAGGCGUCUUUCAUACAGCGACGUUGAGAGCUCCAAGGCUGUGCCUGGAGUCAUCCCACAUGGGCGAGUUGCUCAGCCUCAUUCGCAUCUUCUCUACUCGCGCCACGGAAAGAAGCCUGUCAAGCGUCGCGGAUUCAAACUGCGGCCGUUGUUCAUGGAUAGCAAUCCCUGCCGCCCGCCUGAGAAGCCUCAUGGCAACUCAAAAGAGAAGCGCUUUGUCUACAAGCCCCUGAGUGACAACCACAGCGUUCGUUUUCUUGUGCUUCAACCGGGAUCUGGCUCUGAUCCUUUGGUGGGGAGCCUGCAAUUCGGAAGCCUUGACUCAGAGGACAUCGAACAGCUUCCUCCCUAUGAGGCUAUAUCGUACGUUUGGGGCUCUGGCAGCCGGCAAUAUGAACUCAUCUGCGAUGGCGCCGUCCUCCCUCUCACACAGAGCAUACACGAUGCGCUGAAUCGCGUUCGGUUACCGGACCGGCCGCGGAGGCUGUGGGCUGAUCAAGUCUGCAUCAACCAAGACGAUAUACCAGAGCGCAGCCAGCAGGUGAAGCUGAUGAAUUUGGUAUAUAGAAAUGCCAAAAGAGUGCUUGUAUGGCUGGGGAGGGAUCCGGAUGGAGUUGCAGAAGAAGCAGGACAGACUAUCCGCUAUCUCGACGGUGUAUUCAAAGAUGAAAAGGCCCAUGAGGAGUUCAAGCUCGCUCAUGAGGAAAAUUUGUCGCUGCAAAGCUCUGAGCCUUGGGUUCCCCUGGCAAAAUUGACAAAGCUGCCCUGGUUUCAACGAAUAUGGAUCGUCCAAGAGAUUGGAACUGACGCUCCUGCGACUCUGUACUGGGGCGAUACAGAGAUGGACUGGGACACGUUAUCUCAUGUGGCGGCCAUUCUCAACGAGAGAUACUACCACCUUCGCACCCGAUUUCUUCUAAACACGUCCAGUAUUCGCUACCUCCACAAACGCUUCGUCGAGCCAGACACAGAAUACGACCACGACCAUAAUCGAGGCAACUUUGCAUAUGAACUCCACAGGGCCAGACAUCUGCUUGGAAACGACCCUCGGGACCACAUAUACGCCUUCCUGGGACACUUUUCCAUCAGCAAAGCCGGCAAGGAACUCCAGUCCCUCACCGUAGACUACUCCAAGAGCGUAAAGGACAUCUACAUCGACGUCGCGGUGCGGGCCCUCCGCGGCGCCAAAGACCUCGUCACCCUCUCGGCCGCACACCACGGCCAGCCCCUCAUGAAACGACGAGCAGCAUGGACCAGCGAGGAUCUAGGCCUUCCCUCCUGGGCUCCAGACUGGCGGCAUCUGCCGAUACACAUUCUCGGCUCGCCUACGGUGCCGCACCGCGCGUCGGGGGACACGAAGCCGGACCUAACCAUUGACGAGGACACGCGCGUGAUGCGCAUUCGCGGCGUUAGGGUCGACGUGGUGGAGAGGAUUUCGUGGACCAUCUACGGGUCGGCGUUUCAGGUGAGGCAGGACGACGCUCGGGAGAAGAAGAAGAAGGGAGGAGGAGGAGAACGGAAGAGGAGAAAUUGGGGAGGCAGCAAUGGCAGCAAUGAUCUUGACAAGGGCGAUCAUGGCGAGGAUGGGUUUGCUCAGCCUCAGGGGGAUGAUACUACAACACGCGCUCCAAGCAGGAACAAUAACUGGCAUCAUGAUGAACAAGGCGUUCAGCAGAAAGGCCGUCCGCCGCCUCUCCACCGACGAAGAACACAGCUCGACCAGAAUGGUCCUCGCACGCACGUCAUGGAGGUCCUCUGGAGACGCAUCUGCGGCUACAGAACAUUCAACCUCAACCUCGUAUACCCCCCUUUCCUCAAGAACCCCCCAGCAGCCAAAUACCAUCAGCCUUCAUCUUCACACUCCUCCCCCACGCCUCCUCACGAUCAUCGCAGAUCUGCCUUCUUCGCCUUCAUCCAAACCCUCACCAACGCCUGCACGGGCAUAGAUCGCUCGCGCCCUUACUCGUCCAUCCCUUCAGAAGAAUGGCUCACCAGCGCAGCAGCCUAUCUCGUCCGCUACGCAGUUCCAUCUUCUUCGUCUUCAUCUUCCCCCCCUUCCACAGCGCUAUCGCCAUCACAAACAUUCCCUUCAUACCCUGCCAGAUCCCCCGGCAGUCCCGACAGCACCUCCAGCAUAAGCACAAUGUCCAGCUUCUACGAGCGAGCAAACUCCAUGUCCUCCUCCUCCUCCUCCCGCAGCGCCACCCCCAUCCACGCCGCCAUCCACGCCCUCUCCCUCACCGGCGACCCCUUCAAAUGGAGCCACGAGGCCGUCCUGGUUACUCGCUACCGCCGCUUCGCAGUCACCCGCAGGGGCUACUUCGUGCUUGGGUCCAACGCGCUGCAGGCAGGCGACGUCGUGGCUGUGCUGCGCGGCGGCAAGGUCCCCUUUGUACUGAGGAAGGUUAGUGCCGGUGGUGAUAAUGAGAGGUGGGUGCUUAUUGGGGAGUGUUAUGCGCAUGGGCUGAUGGACGGGGAAGGGUGGGAUGUUGAAGGGGUGGAGGAAGAGGUGUUUGCGGUACAAUGAGCUUGGCGGGAUGGUCUCUUAGGAUUCUUAAUGAUGAUUAAUGAAGAUAGCUCAAACAUACGAUGGGAUGAAUGAAUGAAUGAAUGAAUGAGAACACUCCUAAUAAGACUAAUUGGCG